CCAACUCAUAAGUGAUUAGGUGUAAAGGGACGCACGACUCAACAACAAAGUCAUCAACCUGCAAAAAACAGAAAUUUUGAGCGUUCUUAAAAAACAAAGCUUUGCUGUCGUGAAAACAUAUGUUUUUGGUCAGCAAUAUUCAGCAAAGCUAUAUAGCUCACAUGGCUGUGAUGUGCUGUGCACAACCAAAAAGAGGAGUAGUAGAAGAAGAAGAUUGUAGAAAAAACUGAAAAGUCGAUACAUUUUUUCUCGAAUCAUCCUCAUAAACAGAACCCCAAGUGUAUAAUCCAAUAAGUUCCUCAGUUCCCUCUCUAUAUAUAUACAUAUAUAUAUAUAUAUAUAUAUAUAUAUAUGUACGUAUGUAUGUAUUGUUGAAUAACAAUUGAUGGUCAUGUUGACACCAAAAAGAAGUUUGCUAAAGGUCAUAGUCCUUGGUGAUAGUGGGGUAGGAAAGACAUCUUUGAUGAAUCAAUAUGUAUAUAAGAGAUUCAGUCAACAGUAUAAAGCUACAAUUGGAGCUGAUUUUGUCACGAAAGAACUACAGAUUGACGACAAACUGGUCACGUUACAAAUUUGGGACACGGCAGGACAGGAAAGGUUUCACAGCCUUGGCGUUGCAUUUUAUAGAGGAGCAGACUGCUGCAUUCUUGUAUUUGAUGUCAACGCAGUCAAAUCAUUCGAAACGCUUCAAAUUUGGCACGAAGAAUUUCUUAAACAGGCCGAUCCAAGUGACCCCGAGGCAUUUCCCUUUGUGUUACUUGGAAACAAGGUAGACAUUGAUGGUGGAAACAGCAGAGUGGUUUCUGAGAAGACAGCUAGGGAAUGGUGUGCUUUGAAGGGAGACAUACCUUAUUUCGAGACCUCAGCAAAAGAGGAUUACAAUGUUGAGGAUGCAUUUCUAUCUGCUGCAAAGACUGCACUUGUCAAUGAACAUGAGCAGGACAUUUACUACCAGGGCAUCCCGGAAUCAAUUUCCGAAACUGAGCAGGGAGGAGGAGGAGGAUGUGCAUGCUGAAGUUAGCUGGUCCAAGAUUUGAAAUAUAUACAUCGGUGCAAAUUUACACGAACCAUUAUUCUUCUACACUGCUUUUAUUUUUAUUUGCAAUGCUAAAUAAAUUGUUCCAGGAUGUUGUUAUGACAAUCAAUUUGUAAAAUAUAUAAACUUUGUAUGAUUUUUAUGAUGAAAUACAGCUUUGGUUGCCAAACCUUUGCACUGGUGCUUGUGUUUUUCUUCAUUUUGUAUUUUUUUUCUUUGCUUCUUGUUGAUUUUUUUUUUUCUUUUCCCUGCGUUACUGUUUUUCCCCUCUGAGAAUAAAAAGAGAAAAUUCUAGUCUUAUUAUAGAAACUCUAAAUCUUAGGCAAUUUGAUUAAUUUCAAGUCCUUCUAUUUCCAGCAAUAAU
This is a messenger RNA of Cornus florida, 1400 nucleotides long. RefSeq names its product ras-related protein Rab7-like. The record is from RefSeq and is a predicted model, not a curated record. Gene Ontology annotation, cellular component: vacuolar membrane. The transcript has 7 exons. Bases 386 to 1015 code for a protein of 209 amino acids. NCBI's taxonomy places the organism in Eukaryota, Viridiplantae, Streptophyta, Magnoliopsida, Cornales, Cornaceae. Gene Ontology annotation, molecular function: GTP binding; GTPase activity.